AUGGCUUCAGCUGGUCGCACCGCGGCCAAGGUCCUUGGAAUAAAUCUUGACUACCGAAAAGAGCCCGAGGUUUCUGGCGCUGCGUCGAUUUCCUCCGUGGAAACAUAUGUUGAACGUGAACCCACCGCGAAGGAAUGGCUUUCUCAGUUCAAGCCGUCAGCGACCGCCACAAAGCGCUACCUGAGGAGUUUGUUCCCAUUCAUGGACUGGAUACUCCACUACAACUUAACAUGGCUGUUUGGAGACUUUAUUGCCGGUUGUACCGUUGGGUUUGUCGUGAUCCCUCAGGGUAUGGCGUACGCUCUGCUGGCGAAAUUGCCUCCGGAGUAUGGUCUCUACACAAGUUUUGUUGGCUUCAUCCUCUACUGGGCUUUCGCUACAUCCAAAGACAUCACUAUUGGUACCGUGGCUGUCAUGAGCACCAUUGUCGGCAACAUCGUCACCAAGAUCCAGGACAAACAGCCAGAGAUUGAAGCUGUGGACAUUGCCCGAGCUCUUUCCGUCAUCGCUGGUUCUGUCCUGCUGUUCAUUGGUCUUACACGGCUUGGAAGGAUCGUCGAGCUUAUUCCUCUUGUCGCUAUCACCUCAUUCAUGACAGGUGCUGCUAUCUCGAUCGGAGCCGGCCAGGUUCCAGCGCUCAUGGGUAUCUCCGGGGUUAACACACGUGGUCCUACGUAUCUGGUUAUCAUCGACACUUUCAAAGGCCUUCCACGCACAAAGCUCGAUGCAGCUAUGGGUCUGACUGCUCUAUUCAUGCUCUAUGCCAUCCGCAUCUUCUGCAACAUUAUGUCGAAGAAGCAGCCGUCGAAACAAAAGGUCUGGUUUUUCGUGAGCACACUACGAAUGGCUUUCGUCAUUCUGUUGUACAUCAUGAUCAGCUGGCUUGCCAACAAGGACGUCAAAGGUCUCCACAAUGCCAAGAACGAUGUCAAGAUGGCGAAGUUCAAGAUCCUCGGUCGCGUACCAAGAGGCUUUCAGCACGCUGGUACUCCGAACAUGGACACGAAGCUCCUGUCGGCAAUUGCGCCUGAUCUUCCGGUCACAAUUAUCGUGUUGAUUCUCGAACACAUCGCAAUUUCAAAGUCUUUCGGACGAAUCAACAACUACGUCAUCAACCCUUCGCAAGAACUGGUUGCCGUCGGCUUUACGAAUGUGAUCGGUCCAUUCCUCGGCGCCUACCCUGCUACCGGGUCGUUCUCGCGUACCGCUAUCAAAUCGAAAGCAGGUGUUCGCACCCCACUUGCUGGUAUCUUCACUGCGAUCAUCGUCCUCUUGGCCCUGUAUGCUUUGACUGCAGUCUUCUUCUACAUCCCCUCGGCUACCCUUGCUGCGGUUAUCAUCCACGCCGUCGGAGAUCUCAUUACUCCGCCCAACGUGGUCUUCCAAUUUUGGGAAACGUCGCCUCUGGAAGUCGUUAUCUUCUUCGCAGGUGUCUUCGUAACAAUCUUCACGAACAUCGAAAACGGCAUCUAUGUUACCAUAGCAGCUUCAUUCGCACUUCUGCUUUGGCGCCAGCUCUUCACUCACGGAGCCGUCCUUGGCAAAGUCAGGAUCUAUCGCGCUACUCCGGAGUCGAUGGCAAACAAGGAAGACGGCCACUUCGCCCCUGGAUCUGAUGCUUCUGUCCGUGAAGCAUUCAUUCCAAUCAGCCGCAAGGAUGGUUCAAACCCGCUUGUUGAUAUCGAGUCUCCGUAUCCUGGUAUACUGAUCUACCGCUUCACUGAAGGCUUCACAUAUCUCAACCAGCAAGGUUACAUGGACGAAAUUGUCCAUCAUGCGCAAACCAUCUCCCGCCGAACAGAACUCAACAAAUACACAAGGAUCGGUGAUCGUCCAUGGAAUGACCCAGGUCCACGCCGUGGAAAACAGUUGAACCUUGAAGAUAACCGACCUAUCCUCCGUGCUAUCAUCCUAGACUUCAGCGCUGUCAACAACGUCGAUGUUACUUCGAUCCAAGGUCUCAUUGAUGUGCGCGCACAACUGGAUCGUCAUGCAGCACCUGAAACUGUGGAAUGGCACUUCGCGUCGAUUAACAGCCGCUGGACUAAGCGCGCCUUGACAACCGCUGGCUUUGGUUACAUCGACCGCGAACGUUUCGCAUCACGUCAGCACUGGAACCCAGUGUACAGCUACGCACCUCUUGAUAACUCGGGCUCGAAAUUACACGAUGAAGAGGCGCCGGAUGAGAUCCAUGCCGUCAAUAGGAACAAGGGUCUGCCGAGUGGCAAGGUCACCACUGUACACGGACAGAACAGACCGUUCUUUCACAUCGACGUAGCUGCGGCCGUUGAAAGUGCUAUUGCCGGCGUUAAUGGUAAGCUGGCACAAGUCAGCUCGGGAAGCUCACAUGAACAUGAAGUUGGGCAGGCAGAGUUUACGACCAAACAAGAUUAG
Alternaria atra is the source of this 2394-nucleotide messenger RNA. RefSeq lists its product as uncharacterized. The record is from RefSeq and is a predicted model, not a curated record. Gene Ontology annotation, molecular function: secondary active sulfate transmembrane transporter activity. Gene Ontology annotation, cellular component: membrane. NCBI's taxonomy places the organism in Eukaryota, Fungi, Ascomycota, Dothideomycetes, Pleosporales, Pleosporaceae. The transcript has 4 exons. Gene Ontology annotation, biological process: transmembrane transport. Bases 1 to 2394 code for a protein of 797 amino acids.